This is a messenger RNA of Aaosphaeria arxii CBS 175.79, 1917 nucleotides long. RefSeq names its product MFS transporter. The transcript is spliced from 3 exons. The record is from RefSeq and is a predicted model, not a curated record. Gene Ontology annotation, molecular function: transmembrane transporter activity. NCBI's taxonomy places the organism in Eukaryota, Fungi, Ascomycota, Dothideomycetes, Pleosporales. Bases 1 to 1917 code for a protein of 638 amino acids. Gene Ontology annotation, biological process: transmembrane transport.
AUGCAGUCUUUUCUUCAGUACCAUCGUUUCCGGAAACAGGUUGAGCAACAGUAUGAAAGACAUCAGGAGAUCCUACAUACAACGACCACUCGAGGCGAAACAGCAGCAAGAGAAAGACUGAAUGGACAAAAUCCAAACCUAAGAUUAUCCCAUUUCUCGACGUCAAGCAGCGUCUCCACGUCCUCAUCUUCUGAUGACGAUGCCGCUGGCAGUCCUUCCGACCUAGAGAAAAAUGAACCAUCUUCGGAAAAGCAGACUUACGAUACACCCACCGAGGAGGAGGCACAUGAAAAGAUAGAGCCAACAUCCGCUCCAUUAGCGCAAGAAUCAACAGGUCUUCGAGAUAAUGGUAGAGCGCAGCCAAUCCCACCAGAAGAUGAAUAUCUGAGUCGAAUCGCGACUGUAGCAACACAUCGCACAGCGGGCACUGCGUUCGGCGUCACACUCACAGGCAUCCAUGUCCGCUCCCGAACGACGCACGAGGGCGGAGAAGGCAAAGUCUUCGUAGUCGGGUACGAGGGCCCAGACGAUCCCUUGAAUCCCCACAAUUGGAGCCAUCUCAAACGCAUCGCGGCAACAGCCUGCAUCGCCUCUAUCGGUUUCGUGGUCGGCUUCGCGAGCGCCAUCGACGCAAGUGCGCUGCGAAAAGCCUCUCAUGAGUUCGGCGUCAGUGAGGUCGUAGAAAGUCUAGCGACGGGCAUUUUCCUGAUCGGCUUUGGUUUUGGAGCGCUGUUCGCUGGCCCUUUCAGCGAGACUGUUGGCCGUAAUCCUGUAUAUAUUGCGACUUUGACAUUAUACAUUAUGUUCAUCAUGGCUUCAGCUUUAGCGCCAAACAUUGGGGCCCAAAUCGCUUUCCGAUUCAUUGCCGGUCUCUUCGGUGCAACGCCAUUGACAUGCGCUGGCGGCUCUUUAUCAGACAUGUGGUCUCCGAUGGAGCGAGUCUUCGCCUUCCCCAUGUUCGCGACUGCCGCCUUCUCUGGCCCCAUCAUCGGCCCUGUUAUCGGCGGCUUCAUCGCACAAAGCGAUGCCGUCAGCUGGCGCUGGGUAGAAUGGACGACUCUGAUAAUGUCAAGCCUGGUGCUCGGCGUCGUGGUAUUAUUCCAACCGGAGACCUAUCCGCCAACGCUCCUGAAAUGGAAAGCGUGCCAUCUGCGCGCAGUCACUGGCGACCAGCGGUAUGUCGCUGAGAUCGAAAUCAGAGGCGAUAGCUUGUUACAACGCCUAGGUGUCUCGUUGUACCGACCAUUCCUGCUCACAAUCCAUGAACCUGUCAUCAUCCUAUUGUCACUCUAUAUGAGCGUCAUCUACAUCGUCCUGUUCACCUUUCUAGAAGGCUACACAUUCAUAUUCGGAGAAGUCCACGGUGUAAGUCCAGGAAUAACCGGACUGUGUUUUCUAUCCAUCGAAGUCGGCCUGUUUUUAGCAGCCUGUCUAGUACCGCUGAUCUACAAAUGGGCAAGGAGAGAUCUCAAGAAGAUCAAAGAGGCCGGCGGCAGCAGACUCCCACCAGAAUUCCGUCUUUGGUUCGCAAUGCUAGGCGGAGCACCCGCCAUUCCCAUCAGCCUCUUCUGGAUGGGUUGGACGAGCUAUUCACACAUCUCCAUAUGGUCAUCACUCGGCGCAAGCACCCUGUUUGGCUACGGAACCCUCUGCAUCUUCAUCAGCUCCUACCAGUACAUCAUCGAUGUUUACGAAUCAUUCGCCGCCUCGGCCCUAACCUUCCUGACUCUUUCGCGUUACGUGGUCGCCGGUGGUAUGACGGUGGCCGGUGUCCCGUUCUAUAAAGAUAUGGGCGUGCAGUACACGUUGACUAUUCUGGGCGGAUUGAGUGUGUUGUUGGUCCCGGUGCCGUAUUUGUUCUUUAUCUAUGGAAAGAAGAUUAGGAAUUGGAGCAAGUUCGCGGUCGCGAGGGAGUAA